Molecule: messenger RNA, 5753 nt
Organism: Mus caroli (Ryukyu mouse)
Lineage: Eukaryota; Metazoa; Chordata; Mammalia; Rodentia; Muridae
Gene: Sh3kbp1
Product: SH3 domain containing kinase binding protein 1
Biological process (GO): cell migration; actin filament organization
Molecular function (GO): protein binding
Source: RefSeq, a predicted model, not a curated record
CUUUCUUUCUUUCUUUCUUUUUUUUUUUUUUUUCGCAAUUUCCACUCGCAGAGAGCAGGAAACCCGGAGCAGCCGGGUGCAGCGGGGCCGCGAUGCAGCAGCAGCAGCAGCAGGAGUCGCCCCAGGGUAGCAGCGGCAGCAGCAGCAGAGGCAGUAGCGGGCGGCGCUGAGCUGCCACCACCGCCGCUGAGGACGAAGCCAGCCCAGCAGCAGCCGCGUCCCGACGCUUGCGCCCCCGAUCCCUGCGCCGCGACCUCGGCGCUCAGAACCCAACGCCCGGUUCCGCCAACUUUCACGCUGCUUCGGCGGCUCGGCUCGUCUUGGCGCCAAUGGUGGAGGCCAUAGUGGAGUUUGAUUACCAGGCCCAGCAUGAUGAUGAGCUGACGAUCAGCGUGGGUGAGGUCAUCACCAACAUCAGGAAGGAGGAUGGAGGCUGGUGGGAGGGACAGAUCAACGGCAGGAGAGGUUUGUUCCCUGACAACUUUGUAAGAGAAAUAAAGAAAGAUAUGAAGAAAGAUCUUCUCUCUAACAAAGCUCCAGAGAAACCCAUGCACGAUGUAUCCAGUGGAAACUCUCUGCUUUCUUCUGAAACCAUUUUAAGAACCAAUAAACGAGGAGAGCGACGGAGACGCCGAUGCCAGGUGGCAUUCAGCUACCUGCCCCAGAAUGACGAUGAGCUGGAGCUGAAAGUCGGGGACAUCAUAGAGGUUGUAGGAGAGGUAGAGGAAGGAUGGUGGGAAGGUGUACUCAAUGGGAAGACUGGAAUGUUUCCUUCCAACUUCAUCAAGGAGCUGUCAGGGGAGUCGGAUGAGCUUGGCAUCUCCCAGGAUGAGCAGCUUUCCAAGUCAAGGCCUGAAGGUUUCCUUCCAGCUUCUCUGCUGCCCUUUCCAGCUCAUGGAGCAAAAGGAAAGACUACCUUUGAAGGGACAAUUCUGUACCGAGCCGCACCAGGAAAGACGGAGGGCCACAGACGCUAUUACAGCUUAAGAGAAACCACAGGCUCCGAGAGUGAUGGAGGCGACUCCAGCAGUACCAAGUCCGAAGGUGCCAACGGGACCAUGGCAACUGCAGCCAUCCAGCCCAAGAAAGUUAAAGGAGUGGGGUUUGGAGACAUUUUCAAAGACAAGCCAAUUAAACUAAGACCAAGGUCGAUUGAAGUGGAAAAUGACUUCCUGCCCGUCGAAAAGACAAUUGGGAAGAAGUUACCUCCAGCUACAUCAACUCCAGACCCGUCGAAGACAGAGAUGGACAGCAGGACAAAGACCAAGGAUUACUGCAAAGUAAUAUUUCCAUAUGAGGCACAGAAUGAUGAUGAAUUGACAAUCAAGGAAGGAGAUAUAGUGACUCUCAUCAAUAAGGACUGCAUCGAUGUAGGCUGGUGGGAAGGAGAACUCAAUGGCAGACGAGGUGUGUUUCCUGACAACUUCGUGAAGUUACUUCCACCGGACUUUGACAAGGAAGGGAAUAGACCCAAGAAACCGCCACCUCCAUCAGCUCCUGUCGUCAAACAAGGGGCAGGUACCACAGAGAGAAAACAUGAAAUUAAAAAAAUACCUCCUGAAAGACCAGAAACCCUUCCAAACAGAACAGAGGAGAAAGAAAGACCAGAGAGAGAGCCAAAACUGGAUUUACAGAAGCCUUCAGUUCCUGCCAUCCCACCAAAAAAGCCUCGGCCACCUAAAACCAAUUCUCUGAACAGACCUGGUGCGUUGCCCCCAAGAAGACCUGAGCGACCAGUGGGCCCACUGACACACACCAGGGGUGACAGUCCAAAGAUUGACUUGGCAGGCAGCGCACUCUCUGGCAUUCUGGAUAAGGACCUCUCAGACCGCAGCAAUGAUAUUGACUUAGAAGGUUUUGACUCUGUGAUAUCAUCUACUGAGAAACUCAGCCACCCAACCACAAGCAGACCAAAAGCUACAGGGAGACGGCCUCCAUCCCAGUCGCUCACAUCUUCUUCCCUUUCAAGCCCCGAUAUCUUUGACUCCCCAAGUCCCGAAGAAGAUAAAGAGGAACACAUUUCGCUUGCGCACAGAGGAAUAGACGUGUCAAAGAAGACUUCCAAGACUGUUACCAUAUCCCAAGUGUCUGAUAACAAGACAUCCCUGCCACCCAAGCCAGGGACCAUGGCAGCUGCCAGCAGUGGGCCAGCUUCUCUCUCUUCAGUGGCAUCCUCACCCAUGUCAUCCUCUUUGGGAACCGCUGGACAGAGAGCCAGUUCUCCAUCUCUGUUCAGCACAGAAGGAAAGCCAAAGAUGGAGCCAGCAGUGAGCAGCCAGGCUGCUAUCGAGGAGCUUAAGAUGCAAGUCCGUGAGCUGAGGACCAUCAUUGAGACCAUGAAGGACCAGCAGAAACGUGAGAUUAAGCAGUUACUGUCAGAAUUGGAUGAAGAGAAAAAGAUCCGGCUCCGGUUGCAGAUGGAAGUGAACGACAUAAAGAAAGCUCUUCAAUCAAAGUGAUUACUUGAUAAUUGAGACAUCACAUUAUUCAUCCUGUGUCCAAGACUCAGAUAUUCUGCCCCAGUCAAAAUCAUCUUGUGCCAAAAAAUUAGAGGUUUGAUUCAUCAUGUCCCUGUGUGAACGUUUAGCACAAAAGUCUUAAUAGCACAACACAAAUUCCAUCCAAGAGGAGACUCUUUCCCAUGGUGUUGACCUGGGUCUUGCAGUGGUUGUGAUUUAUAGCCAAUUGUGCUAAAGGAUUUUUCUACCUUGAGAUCUCCCGAGAAAUGAAAACUCAGGCAGUUUAGUCCAUAGUAGUACUAUUUUGAUGAUAUUUUCCAUUAACAAAAUGUAAUUUCAGAUUAUUCAUUUAUAGGCUUUAUAAUUUUAUGGUUUUUUUUUAAAUCGUGUUUUGUCACAGAUGCCCCUAGUGUUUGUGCUAACCUAGUCAGAAGCAAGUGUCUCACUCACUUGCUGCAGAUGGAACAAACGCCGCCUGGCUUUGUAUUCCCCUUUAGGAUUCUAUUACAUAUGCAAUUUGAGGUCUAACUUGUCCCUUUCCCUGCCAGCCAACCCCCACCACUCUUAAGAGAAAUUUUAGCUUAUAUAUGACGGUAUAUUUGCAAAAAGAGAAAGAAAAAAUCUGGUAUUUGCAAUGAUCUGUGCCUUCUUUCUACCACCCUCUUGAUUGGAGCUUUUGUGAUGCAGCUACCAUGAUUCCAAAUAAAUAAAAAUCAGCCACUUCUCCCUGUCCACUAGAGGCCGCUGUCUUCACAGCUUCUCUCACCCUAGCCAAAGGUCCUUAGAGGAGACCCGCUGUGAAGUCUGGCCUGCUCUUUGGUACCAGCUGUGACUUUUCAGUUUCUCCUGCUUUGAGGUUGUUCACGAAACUAGAAAUGUCAUUCCAGCUUGAUUGUUUUAUCAUCAGCCAAGUUAAACCCCUGCUUCCUGCCUUUUACACCUAUUGCGUGAACAGAAUAUGCAUUAUUAAAGCAAAAAUAAAUAAAAAAUAAAAUGCAAGUGAAAACAGGGGGGGAAUUGGAUUAUUUCCUGCACUGGGUUGUGCGUGUGUGUGUGUGUGUGUGUGUGUGUGUGUGUGUGUGUGUCUGUGUGCGCGCGCGUGCGUGUUAUUGUUUAAAUUGUAUUCACAGUGUUGUUUGCCUUGCUCACUUGUAACCCCCUCCUCGGAUCUAGAAGAAUGGGAGGAGGGUCUCGUGGAAAUGUAGCUAUUGGACCUUUCCUGCACUUAUGGAAAUGCUUUUUCUUUCCCAAUGAAACUGAUGUUUGCUUGUCUGCUUUCUCUUUAUAGUACAUGAACAGUUCGGCCUUAGACUAUGUAACUGUUUUCUUAUCUUUAGCUGAAAAUGGGGGGGAGGGCAUUCUGUACUGCAAGAUUGUUGAUGGGGUAGAGGUGGAGGGGUGGUCCCUUAAUGAUCCCCCAAAUAUGUGUGUGAUGUGUUUCUAAACUGCUGCUUUGUCUAUUUCCUGCAUUUUAUAGUGAAACUACUAAACAUACAUAGAUUUUCACUACCACAAAGAAUGAGAAUUAAUGACACUGAAGGAAUGAUGCAAAAACUUCCCAUGAUUCAUCACUGAAAAUAUAACUAAUAAAUGUCUCUUCCUUUUUCUUCCUGUCUCCAUCCCCAUGCCUUGUUCUAACUUGCAUACUUGUCCUUCCUGCUCGAAGCUGUCACUUCCUUCUAAGGAUUUACAGAGGCCUAGGGUCCUAACCUUCAGGGGUGGGGACACAAUUAAAGGAAGGGAAUGUAUAAAGAAAUUAUUCUUCAUUCCAAUAUAUGAAGAUAUUUGCCUUUUCAGCAGCCAUGGUCUCAGUGUGCUUGGGGCAGGAGUACAUCGUUUCUCUGAGCGAUAUAAAGGGUUCCUGUUUCCCUUCACUGGGCCUAAGCCUUUCUGCAUUACACGUGAAGCCUUCAGACAUUUCCUACCACUUAUUACAACAGUGAGGACUGGAUUCUUGAUGUCUUAAUUUCUCAUUUAUUUGUCAAGAAAAUCCAUAAUGAUGAUAUAGGACGUUUAUACCGAGUAAGAUCAUUAACAAUGAAAUUGAGAGAUUAGAGCAUCCUCAUUGGGUGAUGGUAACAGGGAAUGUAGAGCGCUGAUAUCUUCCCCUAAGAGAGGCAUUAGGGUUAGAGAGAUGGGGAGGGAGAAAUAUAAAUGGAGAGACUGAGACACACAGAGAGAAAGACACAGAGAAAGUAAUUAUAGAGAAAUAAGCUGGUACGUCUAGCUUUAUUACUAUCCCUUGGGCUAACCAGCAAGAAGAUUGUACAUCACAGAACUGGAUGAGCCAAACAGCCACCAUCUUUACUCUUGACUAAAUGGACCUAUCAAGAAUAUUAAAAAGCUUGGAAAUACCCUAUCCACUUUUGAAAAAUUAGAAUUCCUUUGCAUUCAGCAUGGACUCAGCCAGGAAUACUAUGGAGGAUUUUUUUUUUGCUUCAUUUUCUAAAGUUGUAUUUAGAAAUAUGUAAUGUGCUUUGUAAAAGAAGAUGAAUUAAAAUGAAAUUUUGUGAAAAUAUUUUUGUUCAAAGUUGUCACAGUCCAAGAGGAAUGGUAUCUUGGAACACAAACCCCUUUUCUCUAUUUUACACAAUUUGUCAGAAAUAUCCUUAGAAGACAGGAAGUAAUCCAUUAAAAUCUGUGCCUGUGAAUUUGAUUUUUAAAAUUGUUCGAUUUUACAUUCCUAUCGAAGCUUAAAAUGCUAGUUAGGUACAAAUUCUUUUUUUAGUGUGAAAACCAUUAAAUUAUCAUUAUUGGAAUAAUUGUGUAAAGCCAUUUUUAUUUGUACACAGCCCUCAAGGCACAUUCAAGUACACGAUCCAUUUUUUCCAAUAAGAACAUCCUGGGCCUCUCAUCACAUGUGUCUGUGGUUAGUAAUGGUGUGGUUUGAUUUCCUUUCACAAGCAGCUCCUUUAUGAUCAGCUGCAGGGUGUACAAUUUAUUGCCCAUAGUUGCCAUGGUUUGUAUAAAAAUAACCCCCAGUUUCCAUAAAGACUUUUGUAUUAUAACCCGAGGUCAUCAUAGUCUCUUUCUCUCUCUCUUUUUUUCAUCAGAUUAGGUUUUAGUCCUUGAGUUAUUUUUGUACAAACUAAUGUCAAGAUGUUUCCGCACUAAGAGGGCCUGAUGAAAGCAUUUCCCUUUGCUUCUGUACAAAUGAGAACUGGAACAAAACAACACAUUUCUGAGUGACAGGGUGUUCAGCAUGGCUGAUUGUAGCAUCUGAUGGAGAGAAAGUUGGGUGCUCAGGACUUGGCAGAGUGACAGAGAUAAUGUUCCUGAACCUAGCUGGGCAGG